CUGCUGCUGGAGGGCUGCGCGGCCCGGCGCGGAGCGGAGCGGGGCUGAGGCGCACAGCGGAGAUGAGCGCCGUUCUCGCCGUGAAGCAGUACGUGUCGAAAAUGAUCGAGGACAGCGGGCCGGGCAUGAAGGUGCUCCUGAUGGACCGGGAGACGCCCGGCGCGGUCAGCAUGGUGUACACGCAGUCCGAGAUCCUGCAGAAGGAGGUUUACCUCUUCGAGCGCAUCGACUCCCCCGGCAGGGAGCCCAUGAAGCACCUGAAGGCCGUCUGCUUCCUGCGGCCCACCAAGGAGAACGUGCACUGCCUCAUUCAGGAGCUGCGGAGGCCGAAGUACAGCAUCUAUUGUAUCUAUUUCAGUAAUGUGAUCAGUAAGAGUGAUAUCAAGGCAUUAGCUGAGGCUGAUGAACAGGAAGUUGUGGCAGAAAUUCAGGAGUUCUAUGGAGAUUACAUUGCAGUGAAUCCACACGUUUUUUCUCUCAACCUCUUGGGCUGCUGCCAGGGUCGCAACUGGGAUCCAGCCCAGCUGUCCAGGACAACUCAAGGGCUGACUGCUCUGCUUCUGUCCCUGAAGAAAUGCCCCAUGAUUCGAUACCAACUCUCUUCUGAGCCAGCAAAGAGGCUUGCUGAAUGUGUGAAGCAAGUAAUCACUAAAGAGUAUGAGCUGUUUGACUUCCGUCGCACUGAGGUUCCUCCUUUGCUCCUUAUUCUGGACCGCUCAGACGAUGCCAUCACCCCCCUGCUGAACCAGUGGACGUACCAGGCUAUGGUUCAUGAAUUGCUGGGCAUCAACAACAACCGCGUUGACCUCUCGCGUGUGCCGGGCAUCAGUAAGGAUCUCCGAGAGGUGGUCCUGUCUGCUGAGAACGACGAGUUCUACGCCAACAACAUGUACCUGAACUUUGCAGAGAUUGGCAGCAACAUCAAGAAUCUUAUGGAGGAUUUCCAGAAGAGGAAACCUAAGGAGCAGCAGAAGCUGGAAUCCAUAGCAGAUAUGAAGGCAUUCGUGGAGAACUACCCUCAGUUCAAGAAGAUGUCAGGCACGGUGUCAAAGCACGUGACGGUGGUAGGAGAGCUCUCGCGACUGGUUGGUGAGCGCAACCUGCUGGAGGUGUCUGAGGUGGAGCAGGAGCUGGCCUGUCACAGCGACCAUUCCAGCGCCCUCCAGGUGGCUGGUUGGGACCUGGCAAGCUGCCUGGACAGGCACCAGUAAAACAAAACUUGGACCCCUAUGCAGGAGCUUCUUGUAUUUGUUGGGAAGGAGAAGAAAUGGAAUCCAUAACUAAACCAGACCAUUCCUUGAGAUGAUGUCUUUUACUUCUUUUCUAAAAAACAGUGUAAGACAGUGAAAAGCCUUUUAGAUAAAAGAUUUCUUUGGCAGAGAGGACUGAAAAAGCCUACGAGAGACUUCUGUUGUAGCUGAGUUUAGACAGAAGUUUUGACCCUGUGCUGCCUUGUUGGAUUCCAUGACCUGACCGAAUAUCUGACAGUAUGUCAAUAAUGAUGAAUUGUGGCUGCUGCCUAUUCAGAGAAAAUAGCAGUAUUGUUAAGAGUGACUGUAUCAUAGCAGAGUUCAACCACUGACUCAGUAUUAGAAAGCGAGUCAUUUAUUUUUUUAUAGCUGGGAUAGAAGUUACAGCAUAUAAUGGACUCAUUCACACUUUGAUUAGAAAAUAAAAAGAAUUUUGAACAGA
This is a messenger RNA of Centrocercus urophasianus (Greater sage-grouse), 1692 nucleotides long. Its product is annotated as vacuolar protein sorting-associated protein 45. The record is from RefSeq and is a predicted model, not a curated record. Gene Ontology annotation, cellular component: Golgi membrane. NCBI's taxonomy places the organism in Eukaryota, Metazoa, Chordata, Aves, Galliformes, Phasianidae. Bases 63 to 1211 code for a protein of 382 amino acids. The transcript has 11 exons. Gene Ontology annotation, biological process: vesicle-mediated transport; intracellular protein transport.